Dermochelys coriacea (leatherback sea turtle) is the source of this 1505-nucleotide messenger RNA. It is a transcript of the gene TXNL1, whose product is annotated as thioredoxin like 1. The record is from RefSeq and is a predicted model, not a curated record. NCBI's taxonomy places the organism in Eukaryota, Metazoa, Chordata, Testudines, Dermochelyidae. The transcript has 8 exons. The coding region runs from base 4 to 1077 and encodes 357 amino acids.
AAGAUGGCUGCCGGGGGAGCGCGCGGCGUCACGCUGGCUCGGCCCCGCCCCCCCCCGGAAGCAAGCCGCGUGAGAGGGGCCUGGCUGCGCGGUUGCGGUGCAUGCUGGGCGCACCUUUCCCGGGGUGACUUUGCAGAUAAGCGAAGGCGUCUGCGGCUCGCUGCUUCCGCCGGUGGCAGGGAUCCCCCCCCCCCCCCCCCGGCCAGGAUGGUCGGGGUGAAGGUAAUCGCCAACGACACCGAGUUCCAGCCGGAGCUCAGCGCCGCCGGCUCCCGGCUCGCCGUGGUCAAGUUCACCAUGCGGGGAUGUGGUCCUUGUGUGAGGAUAGCCCCAGCUUUCAAUGCUUUGAGUAAUAAAUAUCCCCAGGCAACUUUUUUGGAAGUGGAUGUACAUCAGUGCCAGGGAACAGCUGCAACCAAUAAUAUAUCAGCAACACCAACAUUUUUGUUUUUCCGAAACAAAGUGCGAAUCGACCAGUAUCAAGGAGCUGAUGCUGUAGGAUUAGAAGAAAAAAUUAAACAGCAUCUAGAGAAUGAUCCUGGAAGUAAUGAGGACACAGAUAUUCCAAAAGGAUAUAUGGAUUUAAUGCCAUUUAUUAAUAAAGCUGGCUGUGAAUGUCUUAAUGAAAGUGAUGAGCAUGGAUUCGAUAAUUGUUUACGUAAAGACUCUACCUACCUGGAAUCUGACUGUGAUGAGCAGCUUCUUAUUACUGUAGCUUUUAAUCAACCUGUCAAGCUUUAUUCCAUGAAACUUCAAGGGCCAGAUAAUGGUCAAGGUCCCAAGUAUAUAAAAAUCUUCAUCAACCUUCCCCGAUCUAUGGACUUUGAAGAGGCAGAAAGAAGUGAACCAACCCAAGCUUUGGAACUAAUGCCAGAUGAUAUAAAAGAAGAUGGUAUUGUCCAGCUUCGCUAUGUAAAAUUUCAGAAUGUUAACAGCGUAACUUUAUUUGUCCAGUCCAAUCAUGGCGAUGAAGAGACAACAAGAAUUACAUAUUUUACAUUUAUUGGAACUCCAGUCCAAGCUACAAAUAUGAAUGACUUCAAGCGAGUGGUAGGCAAGAAAGGAGAGAGCCACUAAGAUGCAAGAAACACUGGAUCGCCUUAUUGCAAUCAUAUGGGAUCUUCACUUUAUCUACAGCUCCUGGAUAAUUGCUUGACUGUAGCCAGAGACUGUCAGUCUGUUUCAUUUAAUGCCAUUACCAAUAAAUCAUUGCUUUUGUUGAGAUGGAGUUUCACUAGAGUAUUUCUGUUGUAAUUUUGGUACAUAUAUUUGUAAAUAAAAUUCAUUACUUUUGCGAAGUUUAAUUUUGUCAUUGUAAUAACUAAAGCUUUUUUUUUUUUUACAGUUUCAUUUAAAUUUUAAAACUGGACUGGCUUAUCUUUAAAAAACAGAAGACUUAAUGUAGCCUGCAUUUUUUGUUUAGUUUAAAAUGUCAAAUUUAAGUAAAUCAUCUUUGGUUUUCUGAAAGUACAUUUAAAAAUAAAAUCCAGAGUACUUUGUUAUAA